Spinacia oleracea (spinach) is the source of this 971-nucleotide messenger RNA. RefSeq lists its product as uncharacterized. Bases 173 to 640 code for a protein of 155 amino acids. NCBI's taxonomy places the organism in Eukaryota, Viridiplantae, Streptophyta, Magnoliopsida, Caryophyllales, Amaranthaceae. The transcript has a single exon. The record is from RefSeq and is a predicted model, not a curated record.
UUUGGAAAAGAAUGAAAAAGAUACUUUGUAGUUUCGGUUAAUGAGGAUUAUUCAAUAGCUUCAAGAUUCUUUCCUAAUUUAUAGGUUUAAUUAAGUUUUUACACUUAGGUUGAUUUUUAACAUAACAAACACUUACGUUACUUGAUGUCCACUCUUCAGAAUCAGAAUUUCAAUGGAGGCACACAGAGCAGCAAUGAUGUCCGGUUCCUCAAAUGUUGUCUUUAUGUCAAGUAUUCUGGGUCAGGAUGGGACAAACCCGGGUCACAAGUGUGAUUGGAAAUGUCAAAACGAGCACGUCUGUGGAAAUAUGUUCCGAUGCAGGCUUACCGGACAGACCCAUAUUUGUGACAAAAACUGUAACCAGCGAAUUCUGUACGGUAAUCACAACUCACUGUGCAGAGUCAGUGGACAGAUUUUCCCACUUACACCUACGGAGCAGCAAGCAACUAGAGGUGUUCGUAAGAAGUUUGAAGCCGAGGCUUCCUCUUCCGAGACCUGUUCUUUCAAGCGUCGGCGUGAUUCAAAUUUACAUCCUUCGCCUUUCGAGAGAUCAUUUUCUGCUGUCAGCCCUAUCUGCAGUCAAGUUGGAGAUGGAAUGCUGAGAUAUGGCUAUUUAUUGUGUUCUAUGAAGGUGUCUUAACCAACAUCCAAUGAACUGGAUAAUAUGCAAGUGGCAGUUUACCUCUGCUUUCAGAGUUGAAUCAAGAAGAUGAGUUUUGACCCACAUUCUGGAGUUAUUUAGAUUUGUUCUCUCGUUUCUGGUAUGUUCUAAACUUGGUGAGGAUCUCCUUCUGUACGAGUUCUAAAUUCUGAACCGGGAUGGCGGGAUCACUUUCUAUCAGACUCCGUAACACAUUUCACCAGGGCAACUCCCACACUUAAUGCUGAUGUGUCAUGAAUCAGCCUUUGUACUGUCUACCCCUGGAACUCCAGUGACUUGGCUCAGUCAUCUUAUCCUUUUCCAUGGUUGC